AUGAGGAAGCAACCCAGUGGUGCCAGCGAGAACCAGACCACCUGGCUGAUCCUAGUGGGCUUCGGGGAGCUGCAACGCCUGCGCUUCCUCCCUUUCACCCUCUUUUUAGCUAUUUAUGUGAUGACCGUGGGGGGCAAUGCCCUUAUCGUGCUGGCUGUGGCCUCCAGUCGGACUCUCCACACACCCAUGUACUUCUUCCUCUGCCACUUCUCCCUGCUGGAGAUCGGCUAUACCUCCAACAUCGUGCCUCAGCUGUUGCGGAGCUUCCUGAAAGGGAGGGAAGCCAUCUCGCUGGCCUGCUGUCUGCUUCAGUUCUACAUGUUUGCCUCACUGGCUGCGGCUGAGUGCCUCCUGCUCUCGGCCAUGUCCUACGACCGUUACUUGGCCAUCUGCCGCCCACUGCACUACCCGGCCCUGAUGAGCACCUGGUGGUGUGGCUGCCUGGCUGCUGGAGCCUGGUUCAGCGGCUUCUCCUUUUCCGCCCUCACUCUGGCCCUGGCGGCCCCUCUGCCCCUCUGCCCUGGCCGCAGGGAGAUCGACCACUACUUCUGUGACUUUGCUCCUGUUGUAGGGCUGUUCUGUGGUGAUAGAGGGGUCAUGUGGGGAGCUGGAGUGAGCAUUUCAGGCUUCCUGACACUGGCCCCUUUCCUGUUGAUUGUGACCUCCUACGCCUUCAUCCUGAGGACUGUGCUGCGAAUACCAUCAGGCCGUGGGAGGCACAAAGCCUUCUCCACCUGUUCCUCCCACCUCAGCGUGGUUGGGGUGUUUUAUGGCACCCUCAUCGUGGUCUAUGUAGCACCCACAGACCACAUGGCCCCCUUACUUCGAAAGGCUUUCUCUGUCCUCUACACUGUGUUCACCCCUAUGGCCAACCCCAUCAUCUACAGCCUCAAGAACCAAGAGGUCAAGGGGGCCCUUCAUAGGCUCUGGGGACAGCUCACCCGAGGACAGCUAUCGACUUCUUCCUGGAUUCUAGCUUAG
Myotis brandtii (Brandt's bat) is the source of this 981-nucleotide messenger RNA. RefSeq names its product olfactory receptor 11A1. Gene Ontology annotation, cellular component: membrane. Gene Ontology annotation, biological process: G protein-coupled receptor signaling pathway. Gene Ontology annotation, molecular function: G protein-coupled receptor activity; olfactory receptor activity. The coding region runs from base 1 to 981 and encodes 326 amino acids. Lineage: Eukaryota; Metazoa; Chordata; Mammalia; Chiroptera; Vespertilionidae. The record is from RefSeq and is a predicted model, not a curated record. The transcript has a single exon.